UUUUUUCGUCCCUUGAUCCCCCCCCCGGCCACUUUCUCGCAUGAAUCUCCUCGACCCUUUCAUGAAAAUGACAGAAGAGCAGGACAAAUGUAUCUCCGACGCCCCCAGCCCCACUAUGUCGGAUGACUCCGCCGGGUCCCCCUGUCCCUCUGGAUCCGGGUCGGACACGGAGAACACCAGACCCCAAGAAAACACCUUCCCUAAGGGGGACCCGGACCUGAAGAAGGAGAACGACGAGGACAAGUUCCCGGUGUGCAUCCGGGAGGCGGUGAGCCAGGUGCUGAAGGGCUACGACUGGACCCUGGUGCCGAUGCCGGUGCGGGUGAACGGCUCGAGCAAGAACAAGCCGCACGUGAAGAGACCCAUGAACGCCUUCAUGGUGUGGGCGCAGGCGGCCCGCAGGAAGCUGGCGGACCAGUACCCGCAUCUGCACAACGCCGAGCUCAGCAAGACCCUGGGCAAGCUCUGGAGGCUGCUGAACGAGAGCGAGAAGCGUCCCUUCGUGGAGGAGGCCGAGCGGCUGCGGGUGCAGCACAAGAAGGACCAUCCCGACUACAAGUACCAGCCGCGGCGGAGAAAGUCGGUGAAGAACGGGCAGUCGGAGCAGGAGGAGGGCUCGGAGCAGACCCACAUCUCCCCCAACGCCAUCUUCAAGGCGCUGCAGGCCGACUCCCCGCAGUCGUCCUCCAGCAUCAGCGAGGUGCACUCCCCCGGGGAGCACUCGGGGCAGUCGCAGGGCCCCCCCACACCCCCCACCACCCCUAAGACGGACACGCAGCCCGGCAAGCAGGACCUGAAGCGGGAGGGCCGCCCCCUGCAAGAGGGUGGCCGGCAGCCCCCCCACAUCGACUUCCGAGACGUGGACAUCGGGGAGCUGAGCAGCGACGUCAUCUCCAACAUCGAGACCUUCGACGUCAACGAGUUCGACCAGUACCUGCCUCCCAACGGGCACCCGGGGGGCCCGGCCGCGCACGGCCAGCCCGGCCAGGUCACCUACACGGGCAGCUACGGCAUCAGCAGCACGUCGGGCUCCCCGGGCGGCGCCGGCCACGUGUGGAUGUCCAAGCAGCAGGCGCAGCCCCCGGCGCAGCCGCAGCCCCCGGCGCAGCACGGGCUGCCGGCGCUGAGCGGGGAGCAGGGCCCGGCGGCGCAGCAGAGGACGCACAUCAAGACGGAGCAGCUGAGCCCCAGCCACUACAGCGAGCAGCAGCAGCACUCCCCGCAGCAGAUCAACUACAGCUCCUUCAACCUGCAGCACUACAGCUCGUCCUACCCCACCAUCACCCGCUCCCAGUACGACUACACCGACCACCAGAACUCCGGCUCCUACUACAGCCACGCGGCGGGGCAGGGCAGCGGCCUCUACUCCACCUUCACCUACAUGAACCCCACGCAGCGCCCCAUGUACACCCCCAUUGCAGACACUUCGGGGGUCCCCUCCAUCCCCCAGACCCACAGCCCGCAGCACUGGGAACAGCCCGUCUACACGCAGCUCACCAGGCCCUGAAGCCGCGGAGGGAAGAGAAAGAAAAAGAAAUUUCGAAAAAAAACAAAACAAACAAACAAAACAACAACAAACAAAAAAAAAACAAAUCAGAAAAGCGUGAAAGCAGCGAGAAGAACUUCCUUCAGACUUUUUUUUUUCCUUCAUUGAAUUUGAAAUAAUAAUUAAAAAGAGACGCUCAAGUGAAAGCUGGCGGGGAGGAGAGAGCGCCUCGAGCCUUCUGCACUACAGCAUCCUCCAGGACCCGCCUGAGAGCCAGCAAAACUCGGUACACACUUGCCAAGGACUGGACUUGAACUCUGCUUCCAGCAUGGAGAGGAGAUUCCUACCCAACCCGCCCAGCUGU
This is a messenger RNA of Lepidothrix coronata (blue-crowned manakin), 1850 nucleotides long. RefSeq names its product SRY-box 9 (gene SOX9). Lineage: Eukaryota; Metazoa; Chordata; Aves; Passeriformes; Pipridae. The transcript has 3 exons. Gene Ontology annotation, biological process: oligodendrocyte differentiation; chondrocyte differentiation; negative regulation of transcription by RNA polymerase II. Bases 41 to 1507 code for a protein of 488 amino acids. Gene Ontology annotation, cellular component: nucleus. Gene Ontology annotation, molecular function: RNA polymerase II cis-regulatory region sequence-specific DNA binding; DNA-binding transcription factor activity, RNA polymerase II-specific. The record is from RefSeq and is a predicted model, not a curated record.